UUGCCAAGGUAAACGAUUCCUGGUAGAAGUCUUGGUUGAUACGUUUGGUUCCUGAAAAAUAUUGACUUUUAAUUCGGAAUCAUGAGUGUAGUAAGAACGUAUUCACCGGCGGUAAGAGUUGGAAACUGGAGUGAAGACCUACAGCUGGAAGAAGACCAGCUAAAAGAUUUCUUAGAAAGAAGAGAAAAAGGACAACUACUGAUACAGCAAGAUUCAAACUUGUCUUCAACUCUAGUUAGCAAGCGAGAUACUAGCAUUUCGCGAGACGGGUAUGUCCACUACGGUGAUGUGGUCAACUUGUACUGCAAGGAGGCGAAGGACAGGACCGUGUACUGUCUGGACAUUAAACCACGCGAGGCGACCAUGGUGGCAAUAGACAUGUCGGACGAAUCCCGCCUCUCUCAAGUACUGUCCAAUCCCUGCCCUGUCAUUGGAACAGUGAAGUGUGCACCCAUACUGAGGACUGCAUUUGCAAUUAGGAGUGUGGAUGGGUCACCUGAUGGGACAAGACUAAAAUAUGGCGAUCCGUUUCAGUUGCAAACAAUGGAAGAAGCUGGAAGUCUGUAUCUUAAGAGUGACAAGGUCACCUUUCAACAAUGUUCUAAGAAAUCGGGCCACCAGCUGUUGAAUCUGGUCGCUGAAUCAUCAUACCUCACCCACUGGAAGGUCCUACACAAGAACCCACAAGUCAGGAUGGAAUUUGAAUACACACCCGUCCCGGCGAAUGAGCCGGUAAUAAUAAGUCACUGCAAGACCAACCGAAAUAUGACUGUGGAAGAAAAAUAUUUAAUCAGGAAUGAAUUUGGCAUGGAGUAUGAGCUUUCAGCACACACAUACCUUGAUGCUCACCGGGCGGAGGAGGAAGCCAACGUGUGGACGAUGCAGAUGAAUGUCCCAGGUGAUGAGACGGCUCCCUUCCAUGUUGGUGCCACCACGGAACCAUCGCGACCAAAUACCACAUCGACAUCGGCCUCGCAAAAUGAACCUGCUCCACAAAGUGCAAAAUAACACUCUUGACAUUUAUUAAAUAAAAAGGUGUACGCUGAACAUUUAUGGGAACAGUUUUAAACUGAAUUUUAUUAUUUGUGAGUACAUAAAGAUUUUUCUUUCUUUGGGGAAAAGCAGAAUGUUUUAUAAGAACAGUGAAACCUGUCUAAACCGGACCUUGAACAAACCGGAAUCCUGUCAAAACUGGUCAAGUUUCAUGGUACCAAAUUUUCUAAAUUCUAUAAUGAGACCCUGUAAUCACCGGAUCCUGUCUAAAUCGGAUAAAUAUUACAUCUCCGACGUGAUAUUUUAGACAGGUUUCACUGUAUAAAUUAAAAAUAAAUUAAUAGAAGAUGUAUUACAAAUGAAGUUGUUAGCUGUUUUGGUAAAAACUUAAUAAAAUGUUUGGUAAAGAAAGUUGAGUUGUAAACAAUUUUAAAAAGUGAUAUUUGUAAGAAAUGUAAUUUUAAAGUCACUGACCCUAGUUUCAGAACUGCAUACCUUUUUUAUUUUACAUAUGAUGCAAACACCAGGCCUGGUGCUUAUAAAACUUUUAGAGUCUAGACUCGAGACUCUAAUAGAGACUGAGCCAGUAAUGUCAUGACAACACCAUACAAAUUGUAUGCGUGGUACGUCAUUAGAGACUGAGUUUGGACUAAACGUUUUAUAAGCACGGGCCCAGGAUGACCAGAAACGAAACAUAUUUGCCAAAAUAGAAAAGUUAUAAAAACAUAUUAUAAGUAAUGGGUGCUUUAAUGGUGAAAACCCCACUAUUUUACCAUACCAAUUACUAGGGUUAGUGUCUUUAAGAAUAAAUUUCCAAAAAUCAUUUGGUUGAAUGUUUUUUUUUACAUUACAUAUUUAUGUGAAUGAUAUGUGUAAAACCAGCAUAAUAUUUCAUUUCUCAUUUAAUAGUUGUGAAUGAUCGACACAUAUUUUUAAAAUGUCAUCUUAUUUCACUGCUCUUAUGUCCUGUUACACAAAAUGAUCUUAACUACAACUGAUCUUAGUGACUUGAAAUCUACAGCUGAUCAUAGUGACUUUGCUACUGGUUUUUGUGACAUAUGAUUACAAAUUUUAAAAUUUCAAGUUCUGAGGUCCGUGCCAUAUUUCCAUUCCAGUGACUGAUUGUGCAGUUUAAAAACUUGUCAUUCUCAUCCGGUGUAUACCAACUAUGUGACCAGGUUGGCACUCAACCGCACUGUUGUCACUUAGCACCGUCUUUGUGAUUUUCAAAAGCAUGUCCACCAUGCUGAAUAUGACCAGGCCAUGUUCACAAAUUUGGUAUUUUCACUCAAAUCAAACUUUUUUUAUCACAUACACUAACUCAAUUUGUCCCCCAGUUGUCAGCCCCGAGGUCACACUUACAUGUACUGUAUGCAUUUUAAAAUGUCUUAUGGAAGGCUCCAUGUCUGCCGUACCUGUAAAAUACACAUCGGCAUCACUUGCUUGUCCUUUUGUGGAAUCAUUGUGCCACCCUGUUUUGAGAUUUUUUAGGAGAAAUUAGAUCAUCAAGUCUUUGCAUGUCACUAUUCACAGCUUUAAUUGUUACCCCACCAUACCUCCCCCCCAUCCUGUAUAUUGUAGAAUGAUCACCUGGUAUGAUCACUGUUUUCUGACAGUGAUUCAUGAGUGGAUGCUAACACAACUGUCAAAACAAUGUCCACUGAGUUCCAAUCUUACGCAGGCUGAGAUUUAUCAAUCCAGUUGUAGGAGUUGCAGUUCUCAUGCAGACUUAAUAAGUAGGAAGGAUGUAUCAUCCCUGGGAAGUGGCUGUUCUAUAAACAAAACACCUGACAAAGAUUCACGAAAUGUCUUUUGGACUCUGCCUGACAGAUUUUCAUGGAAGCCUACCAUCAAAUCUUUUGUCAAAAUGUCUUUUGGACUCUGCCAGACAGAUUCAUGGAAGACUACCAUCAAGUCUUUCUCAAAAUAUCUUUUGUACUGUCUGACAGAUUCAUGGAUGUCUAUCUUCAUGUUUGUCAAAACGUCAUUUGGACUCUGCCAGACAGAGAUUCAUAAAAAGCAUACCAUCAUUGUCAAAACUUCUUUUGGACUGUCUAACAGAGAUUCAUGGAAGACUAUUUUCAUGUCUUUUUCAAAACUUUUUUUGGACUGUCUAACAGAGAUUCAUGGAAGACUAUUUUCAUGUCUUUUUCAAAACUUCUUUUGGACUCUGCUUGAGGAGGCAUCAGCUUGAAUGGAUUUUGUUGUUCAGAUUUGACAUCAACACAAUUGCAGUUUUGGAUUAUGAUUAUCUUCUUUUUUUUCUCUCUCUUUUUUAACUACAAAGUAAAAACCACAAUUGUCAAUACUCUGUGUUUGAGAGUUAAACUAAGCUUUGUUCUUUCAUAAUUUUAUUAUUUUAUAAAAUUAUAUUUAAGACAGUCGACUGUACUGAAGAAAAAGAAAGAAUAUUUUGCAAUAUAAUUAUUUAUGACCAAGUUAGUUAUAUAUUGUCUCUUGCCUAACCUGCUGUAUUAAAAGUUAAUAUAUC
Molecule: messenger RNA, 3484 nt
Organism: Gigantopelta aegis
Lineage: Eukaryota; Metazoa; Mollusca; Gastropoda; Neomphalida; Peltospiridae
Product: cilia- and flagella-associated protein 161-like
Exons: 7
Coding region: 82-1008 (308 amino acids)
Biological process (GO): cilium assembly
Cellular component (GO): motile cilium
Source: RefSeq, a predicted model, not a curated record